Messenger RNA from Fukomys damarensis (Damara mole-rat), 2020 nucleotides. RefSeq names its product gap junction protein gamma 1 (gene Gjc1). NCBI's taxonomy places the organism in Eukaryota, Metazoa, Chordata, Mammalia, Rodentia, Bathyergidae. Gene Ontology annotation, biological process: cell communication. Gene Ontology annotation, cellular component: connexin complex. The transcript is spliced from 3 exons. The record is from RefSeq and is a predicted model, not a curated record. Bases 157 to 1335 code for a protein of 392 amino acids.
CCUGGGGGCGCUCUGUUCUCUGCGGGAGGAGGCUCAUGACCGUUGUGUUCUCUUUCCUUCCAGAGGGAGACUGGCCAGGCUGCAGGGGAAGCUGUGCGUCUCUGAGGAGCUGGGUGACGGGUGCUCUGGGUAACAGGGCACGGCGGUUUGGCCACCAUGAGCUGGAGCUUCCUGACCCGCCUGCUGGAGGAGAUCCACAACCACUCCACGUUUGUGGGGAAGAUCUGGCUCACAGUGCUGAUUGUCUUCCGCAUCGUCCUGACCGCGGUGGGCGGGGAGUCCAUCUACUACGACGAGCAGAGCAAGUUUGUGUGCAACACGGAGCAGCCGGGCUGCGAGAACGUGUGCUACGACGCCUUCGCGCCGCUGUCGCACGUGCGCUUCUGGGUGUUCCAGAUCAUCCUGGUGGCCACGCCCUCCGUGAUGUACCUGGGCUACGCCAUCCAUAAGAUCGCCAAGAUGGAGCACGGCGAGGCCGACAAGAAGGCGGCCCGGAGCAAGCCCUACGCCAUGCGCUGGAAACAGCACCGGGCUCUGGAGGAGACGGAAGAGGACCACGAGGAGGACCCCAUGAUGUACCCAGAGAUGGAGCUGGAGAGUGAGAAGGAGAACAAGGAGCAGAGCCAGCCGAAGCCCAAGCACGAUGGCCGGCGGCGGAUCCGGGAGGACGGGCUCAUGAAGAUCUACGUGCUGCAGCUGCUGGCCAGGACGGUGUUCGAGGUGGGCUUCCUGAUAGGGCAGUACUUCCUGUACGGCUUCCAAGUGCACCCGUUCUACGUGUGUAGCCGGCUGCCGUGCCCCCAUAAGAUCGACUGCUUCAUUUCCAGACCCACUGAGAAGACCAUCUUUCUCCUGAUCAUGUACGGCGUCACGGGCCUCUGCCUGCUGCUCAACAUCUGGGAGAUGCUUCACCUGGGCUUUGGGACCAUCCGGGACUCCCUGAACAGCAAGCGGAGGGAACUUGACGAUCCGGGUGCUUACCAUUACCCGUUCACUUGGAACACGCCGUCUGCACCCCCUGGCUACAACGUCGCUGUCAAGCCGGAUCACGUCCAGUACACCGAGCUGUCCAACGCGAAGAUCGCCCACCGGCAGAACAAGGCCAACACGGCCCAGGAGCAGCAGUAUGGCAGCCACGAGGAGCCGCUCCCAGCCGAGCUGGAGGCGCUGCAGCGGGAGGUUCGGCUGGCGCAGGAGCGCCUGGACCUCGCCCUCCAGGCCUUCCACCACCAGAGCCACCCGCCGGCGUCCCGGGAGAAGAAGGCCCGGGCUGGCUCCAACAAGAGCAGCACCAGCAGCAAGACCGGGGACGGGAAGACCUCCGUCUGGAUCUGACCUCGGGCUGCUCUGGCCUGCGGAGGCUCUGGCCGCGUGGGAGAGGGACGCGAGUUCCCGGGCUGUGGGCAGCAGGGCCAUGUCAUGGCUUCAGGUCCUGAGGAGAGAGAUAUUUAAAUCAUUUUGUGGAGCAGUUUUGUAUGUACAGUAUUAUGGCACUUUUUUUCUAAUAUAAAAAAACUUUUUUGUAUGUGUACAUUGAACUACUGUAGUUGUACUUUUUUAUAUUAAAAAAAAAAAAUCCUUACAAGAAAUGCCUGUCGGGCCAGUGUUACUACUUUUUUUAGCAAGCUCGACUCUGGCUUUAGAGUGUAACUGAUGCUCAUUUCCUCAAAGUGCCUCCUGCCAUGGGAGAGGAGGUUUCAGACCCAAGGAGACUGGAAGGGAGUCCACCAGGAGGAGCUGGUCUUCUCUCCCGCCUGAGGAGUCUGGCCCCGUGUUCCUGCGACAGAUGUGAUUCCACAGGCGAUGUAGGCUCCCUGGGGACCCCUGUAGGUCCCGAGCACUGCUGGGUGCCAUGCCGGGAGCCCGGGCCCGUCCUAGCCAGCGAAGGACACAUUACCAUUCCUUUCCCUUAACGUGCUGCCUCGCUUCAGACCCUCACCCUUUGUGCGCCCUUCCUGAGUGUCCAGGCUGCCUCCCUGUCCCCAGCUGGUUUAAACACUUCCUCCUGUCAUUUUCACCU